This is a messenger RNA of Toxotes jaculatrix (banded archerfish), 1554 nucleotides long. It is a transcript of the gene kcna3a, whose product is annotated as potassium voltage-gated channel subfamily A member 3. The record is from RefSeq and is a predicted model, not a curated record. Gene Ontology annotation, molecular function: protein binding; delayed rectifier potassium channel activity. The transcript has a single exon. NCBI's taxonomy places the organism in Eukaryota, Metazoa, Chordata, Actinopteri, Toxotidae. Gene Ontology annotation, biological process: protein homooligomerization; potassium ion transmembrane transport. Bases 1 to 1554 code for a protein of 517 amino acids. Gene Ontology annotation, cellular component: voltage-gated potassium channel complex; membrane.
AUGGAUGAGCAGAACUCCAGCGUGAUCCAGUCGCCCUCGUCCGCCAGGCACACGGGCAGCAACGCGACCGACAGCCGGGGUUAUGCCGAGGUGGAGAGGGGCGUCAUGACGGUGGAAAACAUGCUGGAGGAGUCCGCCGUGCUCUCGGCGCCUCACCUGUCGGUGGAUCGGUAUGAGCGCGGCCGUCAGGGAUGUUGCGAGAGGGUGGUGAUCAACAUUUCGGGUUUACGGUUUGAGACGCAACUUAAAACUUUCAACCAGUUCCCUGACACGCUGCUGGGGGACCCCAGGAAAAGGAUGCGCUACUUUGACCCACUGAGGAACGAGUACUUCUUCGACAGGAACAGACCGAGCUUUGAUGCCAUCCUGUACUACUACCAGUCAGGGGGGCGCAUACGGAGACCUGUUAACGUCCCCAUUGAUAUUUUCUCCGAGGAGAUUAGGUUUUAUCAGCUGGGAGAGGAGGCCAUGGAGAAAUUCCGAGAGGAUGAAGGGUUUAUAAAGGAAGAGGAGCGCGUACUGCCCAAAAAUGAUUUCCAAAAGCAGGUUUGGCUUUUGUUUGAGUAUCCUGAAAGCUCUGGGCCAGCAAGAGGGAUAGCCAUCGUUUCAGUGCUUGUUAUUUUGAUUUCAAUUGUCAUUUUCUGCAUGGAGACUCUCCCGGAAUUUCGCGACGAGAGAGACCAAGCCACAGUGGCACCCACGGUCAAUGGCACUGCUCCCUACGUGCCAAGCCCGUUCACAGACCCCUUCUUUGUGAUAGAGACUCUGUGCAUCAUAUGGUUCUCUUUCGAGUUGCUGGUCAGGUUUUUCGCCUGCCCCAGCAAAACUUCCUUCUCCAAAAACAUCAUGAAUAUCAUUGACAUUGUCGCCAUAAUCCCCUACUUUAUCACUUUGGGGACAGAGCUGGCCGAGAGGCAGACAAACGGCGGCCAACAGGCGAUGUCCCUCGCCAUCCUGAGGGUGAUCAGACUGGUGAGGGUCUUUCGCAUUUUUAAGCUCUCGCGGCACUCAAAAGGACUUCAGAUUUUGGGACAGACGCUCAAAGCCAGCAUGAGGGAGCUCGGUUUGCUUAUAUUUUUCCUUUUCAUCGGAGUUAUUCUCUUCUCCAGCGCGGUUUACUUUGCAGAGGCAGACGACCCCUCGUCCAGCUUCACCAGCAUCCCCGACGCGUUUUGGUGGGCAGUUGUCACCAUGACCACAGUCGGAUAUGGAGACAUGCAUCCGGUGACCAUUGGUGGGAAAAUAGUGGGGUCGUUGUGCGCAAUAGCAGGCGUGCUGACCAUUGCCUUACCCGUGCCAGUGAUUGUGUCCAAUUUCAACUACUUUUACCACAGGGAGACCGAUGGAGAGGAGCACCCACACUACCUGAACACAGGCAGCUGUGAGCACCUUCCCUCAGAGGAGCUGAGGAGGUCAUGCAGCUCCUCGUCUCUCAGCAAGUCUGAGUACAUGGUGAUAGAGGAGGGCAUCAACAGUGCGUUCAAACAGCCCAACUUCACCACCGAAAACAACCAGAACUGCGUGAACAUCAAAAAGAUCUUCACAGACGUGUAA